UUUGAAAAUGAACAGUGUGGUAAAAUAAAAAUUCAAUUUUUCUUAUGAAAAUUUGCAAGUAUGUGGAAGAGAAAAAUUCCGUCGCUCGUAAAGAGUACCUUUGCCAUUGAACCAGUAUUAUUGUCCAGAAAAACUUUCGUAAACAAUGUAGUACUAAGAAAAUGUAACCAUAAAAAGUUCACACAAACAUGUUCCAGAGUAUUUUCCACAGAAAGUCAUCAAACCAGACAAAUUCCAAUUGACAAUGGAAUAGUACAAGAAAGUAGCUCUUUUACUUAUAGGACACACACUUGUGGUGAGCUUCGACCGAUUAAUGAGGGUGAAAAAGUAACCUUAUGUGGAUGGGUGCAAUUUGCUCGACUUUCCAAAUUUUUACUUUUGCGAGAUUCGUAUGGCCUCACACAAUGUGUAGUUAAUGAUUCGUUAAUAGAUAUAUCUAGUAUUCCACUCGAAACGAUUAUUAAAGUUGAAGGAACAGUGAUUACUCGACCAAAAGAUAUGAUUAAUCAUGAAAUGACUACUGGAGCGAUAGAGGUUGUCAUUGAGCGUCUAGAGGUAUUGAAUAAUGUUGAGAAAUUACCAUUUAAUUUACGCAAUUAUCAGAAACCUAAAGAACAACUGAGGCUUCAAUACCGAUUUGUAGAUUUAAGAUUUCCCGAAAUGCAAUAUAAUUUACGUCAACGAUCUCAAAUGCUUCACAAUAUGCGCAGGUUUCUUAUUGAGAAACACAAUUUUUGUGAGGUUGAGACGCCGACAUUAUUUUGUCGAACUCCAGGAGGUGCGAGAGAGUUUGUAGUGCCUACACAUCAUUCUGGACUGUUCUAUUCCCUAGUACAAAGUCCACAGCAGUUUAAACAAAUGCUAAUGUCUGGUGGAGUUGAUAGAUACUUCCAAAUAGCUAGAUGUUACAGAGAUGAAGCCACUCGACCUGAUCGGCAGCCAGAAUUUACUCAAUUGGAUAUAGAAUUGUCAUUCACAAAUUUAAAUGGAAUUUUGUCUAUGAUUGAGAACCUAAUGUAUGAAACAUUCAUAAAAGAUUUACCAAAACCUCCAUUUCCAAGAAUGACUUAUAAAAAUGCUAUUGAAAACUAUGGAAGUGAUAAACCAGAUUUAACUUAUGAUUUAAAACUAAAGAAUGUUACUGAUUUGUUUGGUGAAAUAUCAGAAUCAGCAUAUGCUAUAUCUUAUUCUAGUAAAUUAGGUAAAUUAACCACUAAAUACAAGGAUCAAAUAAAAGAGAUUAGAAAGAAAUAUAAUGUUAAAGUUUUAUUUGAAGAAAAUUUGCAAAAGGAAUUUGGGACAGAUGUUAGCAACAAUAUAAGAAAUGUAAUAAAUUCAAGUGUAACAUACAUAAUAGCACUAGGUGAGAGUGAAAAUGCUUGCUUAUGUUUAGGUGAAAUUCGUCAAUUACUAGCAACAUUAUUAAAAUCAAGAGAUUUGUUAGUUGUCGACAACACAAUGAAACCUCUAUGGGUGGUUGAUUUUCCUCUAUUUCAAAAGGGAGAAAAUGGUCUAGAAACCUGUCAUCAUCCAUUCACAGCUCCUCAUCCAGAUGACUUACAUUUGUUAGAGACGGAGUCUUUGAAAGUCAGGUCACUAGCAUAUGAUUUAGUUCUAAACGGCAACGAAGUUGGUGGCGGCUCUAUCAGAAUACACAAUGCUGGUUUACAAGAGAAAGUACUGAAGAUACUCAACAUUGAUUCUAGUUCUUUACAACACUUUUUAGAUGCGCUAAAGAGUGGUUGUCCGCCCCACGGAGGUAUAGCGUUAGGUAUUGAUAGAUUAGUGUCUAUAGGAUGUAAUGCUGAAUCAAUUAGGGAUGUUAUUGCUUUUCCAAAGAGCCACGAGGGAAAAGACCCCUUAUCGGGUGCGCCUAAUACAAUAAGUGAAGAUGACAAAAAUUAUUAUCAUAUAAAUAUUGUUGAAUAAUGUAAAUAAAUAUGUUUUAUUAA
Messenger RNA from Colias croceus (clouded yellow), 1952 nucleotides. RefSeq names its product aspartate--tRNA ligase, mitochondrial (gene AspRS-m). The record is from RefSeq and is a predicted model, not a curated record. Bases 61 to 1929 code for a protein of 622 amino acids. Gene Ontology annotation, cellular component: mitochondrion; cytoplasm. Gene Ontology annotation, molecular function: aspartate-tRNA ligase activity; nucleic acid binding; ATP binding. NCBI's taxonomy places the organism in Eukaryota, Metazoa, Arthropoda, Insecta, Lepidoptera, Pieridae. Gene Ontology annotation, biological process: aspartyl-tRNA aminoacylation. The transcript has a single exon.